AUGGGCCGAAAAAGCAGAAAGAAAAGGAAACUAAACACCUCCCCUUCCCCCUUGAAAGAAGUUAUUUGUAAUAAAGUAACCAAAGAAAAGCCUAAAAAGGAACCCCUUCCACCCCCGAUUAUUGUCGAAAAUGUAAUUGAAUACCAAUCAUUCUACGAUUCUUUACUUAAAAAAGAAUUGAAUAAAGACUCGUUCACAGUAAAAAUGCUUAGAAAUGGAUCGGUGAAGAUUAACACCAAUAGUGAAGCUACCUACAGAGUUAUCACAAAACAUCUUAAAGAUGAAGAUGCCUCGUGGUUCUCUUACGAAAACAAGCAGAGCAGGCCAAUAAGAGUAAUGGCAAAAAAUCUGCAUGCUUCUUGCAAGCCUGAAAGGAUAGUUGAAGACCUCAUUAGCCAAGGAUUUAAAAUUUUAGACGCAGCCAUUUUGCGCGAAAUUCUCUUUAAAGCUGAAUUAGAACGCCACAUUGUUUCUGAAUGUGAAGACCAGGCGCGCAUACUUUGUAGAGAGAACCCAGACAAGCGGUUGCAUAUUAUCGAACAACUUAGGGAUUUAAUAUUAGAGCGAGGCGAAUGUUACCCGCCUAGACUGGACGACGCAUUCUUAUUGAGGUUUCUACGUGCGCGCAACUGUAUACCGGCUCGCGCGCAUCGCCUGCUGGCCCGAUACUGUAAAUUCCGGGAACAAAACCCACACCUUUGGCACGAUGUCUAUUGGUAUGGCUUAGCUAGACUUGGGAACAUCUUUGAAGGAGUCCUAUUCGACAGACCGGAUGUGGGCAGACUGAUCAUUGGAAGACUUGGUCAAUGGGACCCAGGCGUCUUUGCUGCUGAUGAUCUAGUUCGAGGCUGUCUUCUCCUUCUAGAGGUGGGAAUUUUGCAACCAAAGCUCCAAGUCUUGGGUGGGACAGCUCUUGUGGACUGCCAAGGGAUGACAUUGAAGCACAUGCGUCAUCUUACUCCAUCGAUUGCUUUACAAGCGAUGAAUGUUAUGGGGUUUGCAUUCCCGUUACAGCAACGUAGCGUACACAUAGUAAAUUGUUCCCGCGUCAUAGAGAAUCUGUUCUACCUCUUUAAACGUCUGGCGCCCGCGGACGAUCUCUGGAAGAGGGUCUACUUUCACGGAUAUGAUUACUCCUCGUUACACCGGUAG
This is a messenger RNA of Pieris brassicae (large cabbage white), 1152 nucleotides long. RefSeq names its product alpha-tocopherol transfer protein-like. The coding region runs from base 1 to 1152 and encodes 383 amino acids. The transcript is spliced from 6 exons. Gene Ontology annotation, cellular component: membrane. Gene Ontology annotation, molecular function: phosphatidylinositol bisphosphate binding. NCBI's taxonomy places the organism in Eukaryota, Metazoa, Arthropoda, Insecta, Lepidoptera, Pieridae. The record is from RefSeq and is a predicted model, not a curated record.